Molecule: messenger RNA, 1101 nt
Organism: Anopheles coustani
Lineage: Eukaryota; Metazoa; Arthropoda; Insecta; Diptera; Culicidae
Product: nucleoside hydrolase-like
Exons: 3
Coding region: 44-1063 (339 amino acids)
Molecular function (GO): hydrolase activity, hydrolyzing N-glycosyl compounds
Source: RefSeq, a predicted model, not a curated record
CUGCGCGACUGUGAACAUCGUCUUCAUCGAAUUGUUAUCCGUGAUGGAGAUAUUUAAGUUCAUAAAAGUGCUUUCAUUACUGUGUGCACUGUUGGGAGUAGCGAACAGUGUUGAUCGCGUAAAGGUCAUCGUGAGCACCGACGCAGGGGCAGAUGACGCAUGGGCCCUCUUUUAUCUGCUUGCGGCUGAAACUGAAGUGGAAAUAAUGGCAAUCUGCUGUGCAAAAGGCAAUACAAACGCCACGAAUGUAGCCAACAACGUACUUCGAGUGCUAGAUGCUUUGAACCGUUCCGAUGUGCCGGUGUACAUUUGUUCGAACGAGAGAAUGUUGCUACCGGACCCGGAAAAUAAGAAUCCCAGUGAAAUGUACUAUGGAGCAGACGGCUUUUCGGAUGUAAAGUUCGACUGGGAACCAUCUCGGGCUCCGUUGCAAAAGGACAAGCAUGCCUUAUACGAGCUUCAGAAGGUGAUUGAACAGUAUCCCAACGAAAUAACAUUCGUUAACUUGGGGCCGCUGACUGAUUUGGCGCUGCUGCUGAAAGUUUAUCCUUCCACGCGUACUCUGCUCAAAGCCGUCUACCUGAUGGGUGGCAAUCGUCACGGCGUUGGUAACACCGAAAGUGCGGCUGAAUUUAACUUUUACGCCGAUCCAGAGGCGGCCAGUAUUGUCUUCAACGCGUUCCAAGGACCGUUUACUGUGCUUCCCUGGGAAACAGCUUUGCUUCCAAAUCUCCAGACCAGUUUCGAGUGGCGUAUGGACGAACUAGGCAACAGCAAUAGUACCAUUUUCAGCGUUCUAAACCCAGUAGAUCGGGUGGCGUUAGAAAAGCUAGACGAGAAGGAUCGACUUUGGAUGACAUGCGAUCUACUGGUUGCGAUGAUUUUGGUACAUCCGCAUUUAAUAGUAGAAAGUAAACGCUACAGCGGAGACGUUGAACUAAAUGGCCGCCUGACGCGAGGCCAACUGGUUCUUAACCAUAUGAACGAAGGUGUCGGUAAUAUCACCAUCAUUGAUAACAUAGACGACACGAAGAUGAAGGCUUAUUUAUUAAAGUUACGGUAAACAUUGGCUCCUCAUAAAUGCAUAAAUAACUUUUUCCU